Micropterus dolomieu (smallmouth bass) is the source of this 1245-nucleotide messenger RNA. RefSeq names its product asparaginase and isoaspartyl peptidase 1 (gene asrgl1). Gene Ontology annotation, molecular function: asparaginase activity. Bases 263 to 1186 code for a protein of 307 amino acids. The transcript is spliced from 7 exons. NCBI's taxonomy places the organism in Eukaryota, Metazoa, Chordata, Actinopteri, Centrarchiformes, Centrarchidae. The record is from RefSeq and is a predicted model, not a curated record.
UAUUCAGUGACAGCAGCAUUAUUAAUAACGUUAGUUAGCCUGCUGACCAUUUAUGUGACCAUGAGCCCCGAUACAUGCAGACCAUGUCUUGUUUGUUGGUUAUAACACGAGUUCAGCUUUCCUAAUGUGUCUCGUCAAUUCGGCUCGCACACGAGCGGCUCUCUAAAUAUAUUUAAACUAGAAAGUGUUACGCGAUCACACCAGCCGCGACGGAAAAUUAGUGCAUGGUGCAAUGGAUUGAAUGACAUGAUGUGUGAUUGACAUGUUGCCAGUGCUGGUGGUCCACGGAGGGGCGGGUCAUAUCCCAAAGGAGCGGUCAGAGAAGUCCACUUCGGGGGUGUGCUCAGCAGCCCGAGCAGGGUAUGUUAUACUCCAGGGAGGGGGCAGCAGCAUGGACGCUGUGGUAGAGGCUGUGACCCAGCUGGAGAAUAACCCCGCCUUUAAUGCAGGGUGUGGGUCAGUGCUGAACAUCAAAGGAGAGGUGGAGAUGGAUGCCAUCGUGAUGGAUGGGAAAACACUGGGUAGUGGUGCCGUUUCUGCCGUACGCAACAUAGCCAACCCUAUCCAGCUAGCAAGACUGGUUAUGGACAAGACGACUCAUGCAUGUCUGACAGCAGAGGGUGCCAGUCAGUUCGCCCGUGCCAUGGGUGUCCCUGAGGUACCCCAAGAGUCCCUGAUCACUGAGUACUCUCGCAUGCGCUGGAAGAAGAACCUGGCACCUGACGCCAACCCUGUGGAGUGCCAUAUGGGAAAGAUGGGCACCGUUGGAGCAGUGGCAUUGGAUAGUGAAGGCAACAUAGCCUGUGCGACCUCCACUGGUGGGAUGCUGAACAAGAUGGAGGGACGGGUGGGUGACACACCGUGCAUAGGGUGUGGAGGUUAUGCUGACAACAAGAUAGGAGCAGUGUCAACUACAGGCCACGGAGAAGCCAUCAUGAAGGUUACUCUCGCCAGACUCAUCCUGUUCCACAUGGAGCAAGGUCAGUCAGUAAAGGCAGCCAAUGAAAAGGCCCUGGCUUACAUGAAGUCCAGAGUAGGUGGGAUGGGUGGGGUGGUGACAGUGGACCCUCAGGGCCACUGGGAUGCUUCCUUUUCCAGCUUGCAGAUGGCCUGGGCUGCAGCCCAGAAAGAUACCCUGCACUACGGCCUGUACACUGGGGAACACUUUACCCAGAGCAUCGACUGAAGUCAAGAAUAUUAAUACUACUUAAUGUUAAUAAAAUGAUAAAAUACAGUUUAACAAUA